AUGCCUCGUCCACCUCGCCGUACAGCGGCUUCACGUCGUAGCGAGCGAGAGACAGCUGCCUCUAAGCUCGUCCAUGUCGACUCCCCCGCUCCAACCUUUACCAUCCCAUCAUCUCCACCUUUAACCCGUCGUACCAGAAUCAGCAAUAUCACAAAAUCCGCCUCCGUCCUUUCGCUAACAUCUGAUGUUGAUGUCAUUCCAUCAACACAACCUCUCUCCAACACUAUCACCGAAUCAUCGGGUACACCAUCGCAUGUUUCGGAGAACACAAUCACAAGGGCAAACUAUGCUGCCUCGGCACGGAAGAUCGGACCUACAAUCAACAUUGAAGUCUCGAGGACUCCGUCUCCCGGGCCACAAUUUCAGGUUGAGAAUAUCCUUGCCACAUCGACACCUACCAACAUCAUCAGAGGGAAGAAGAGAAAUUCGAGGACUGCCUUUGAAGAGGACUUCGCAGCGAGUCUUAUAGCCGCUGAGGAUAGUGAUGGAGACGAGAAUGCUAUGCCGGAUACCCCCUCGAAGAGUAGUGGAAUUAAGAAGCGGAGGUUAAGUCAGGAAAGAGUACCAACUGGCUUCUCAGAUGGAGUACCGGGCUUGUUGAACGUUAUGGGGGACACCAUAGCAGAUAAGGGAAAGAGAGUACGAAACCCUGAUGAAACCAUUACCUUCAACUACUCUUCCAGUCCCGAGAGGUCUCCAGCGCCAAAGACAUUCGGUGUUUUACAAAUACUAGAAGAUUCAGACUCCGAACCAGAAGAGGAAGAGGAAGAGACAGAUGAAAACGAACCAGCUCCUGAAGAGAUCAUUCCUUCUCGCCCACGAAGAAAGAGACCUAUCGGCGAAAGUUUGCUCCAAGAACAGGAACAAGAACAAGAGCCUAGACACCCUUCAACAAAAGCAUUACAAUCCUUAUUACCCAGACGGAGGGCCAAGCCAAAAGCAAUACUAAAAACAAAAACAAAAUCCAAAGUGACCAAGGAGCCUGUCAGAGACAAAGGCAAAGCACCUGCAAAGUCCCGAGCUGCGCUUGGUGACGUCACAAAAGAUAUUCUCGAUGACGAUGAACUCCAAGCCAUCGAUGCUCCACCCAAACCAAUGUUUGGAGCUGGAAUGGAUAUCCUCUCUGAUGAUGAACUCGGCCGGGAGAUCUACGUGGACACUUCGGCCCGUUCGUCAUCUGUAGGGGCAGCACCACCUACACCUGCCUCUCCGCCCAGGAGAGCGACCCGAGGCGGGAAAGGAAAAGCCAGGGCAGUAUCUGCAGAGCCAGAAGCUGCUCUACGGCCUAAGAAGACAUAUGGAAAGCCUCGACGCCAGGACUCGGAGGUAUCGAAUAAGGAAAACGAUACCCCUGCACCGGGACGGAGUCGUGGUAACCUAUUAUCUGCGGUUUCCAAGUUAGCUGUUGCUGCGAAUGUCGAGCUGAGCAAGAAGGAGAAGAAAGAGGUAGCUGAUAUCAGGCAGAAGUUUAAGGAGGUUGAUGACUGGGAUCUAUGUUUUGAAGACGUAUUACCGAGUAGUAGUGAUGGCGUUGUUAGGAACGGGAGGUGA
Molecule: messenger RNA, 1551 nt
Organism: Orbilia oligospora ATCC 24927
Lineage: Eukaryota; Fungi; Ascomycota; Orbiliomycetes; Orbiliales; Orbiliaceae
Exons: 1
Coding region: 1-1551 (516 amino acids)
Source: RefSeq, a predicted model, not a curated record